AUGGAGGAAGUUUCCGGCGAGGGAAGUUUUAGCUUGACGCCGGAGCUGAGUUUCGGCGAGGCAAACGACAAUGAGCGGCCUAGUGAGGCUCCACAGGCGACCCCCUUAACGAUGUCCGCGUCAUUUAGGGACGGAGGCAAGAGCUCGUCGCGGCGGAGGGCGGCGGUCCGACCGAGUUUAGAUGCAGAUGAGUUCUUAAAUCUGCUACACGGGUCGGAUCCUGUGAAGUUGGAGCUCAAUCGCCUCGAAAAUGAAGUCAGAGAUAAGGAUAGGGAAUUGGGGGAAGCGCAAUCUCAGAUCAAAGCUUUGAAGUCGAAGGAGCGUCGUCGUGAAAUAGCUGUUGAAGAGCUCACUGAAGAAUUGGCGAAGGUGGAGGAGAAGCUCAAGUUAACCGAAUCUCUUUUAGAAAGCAAGAAUCUUGAAAUCAAGAGAAUCAACGAUGAGAAAAAGGCCUCCAUGGCAGCUCAGUUUGCAGCGGAAGCCACUCUUCGAAGAGUUCAUGCUGCUCAAAAGGAUGAUGACAUGCCUCCGAUUGAAGCCAUACUGGCUCCCUUGGAGGCUGAGCUCAAGCUUGCUCGACAGGAGAUUGCUAAGCUUCAGGAUGAUAACAAGGCAUUGGACCGGCUCACUAAGUCAAAAGAGGCUGCUUUACUCGAAGCAGAGAGAGCUGUGCAGGUGGCAUUGGCAAAGGCUUCUAUGGUGGACGAUCUCCAAAACAAGAACCAAGAGUUGAUGAAACAGAUAGAAAUUUGCCAGGAAGAGAAUAAGAUUUUGGAUAAAAUGCAUCGACACAAGGUUGCUGAGGUUGAAAAGCUAACCCAAACUGUACGAGAGCUUGAAGAGGCUGUGCUUGCUGGUGGUGCAGCUGCUAAUGCUGUACGGGACUACCAGCGGAAAGUUCAGGAGAUGAAUGAGGAGAGGAAAACUCUUGAUAGAGAGUUGGCUCGUGCAAAAGUAACGGCAAAUAGGGUUGCAACUGUGGUAGCUAAUGAAUGGAAAGAUGCUAAUGACAAAGUGAUGCCUGUGAAACAGUGGCUUGAAGAAAGAAGGUUUUUGCAGGGAGAGAUGCAGCAAUUACGGGACAAGCUUGUUAUAGCCGAGCGAGCUGCAAAAUCUGAAGCACAGUUGAAGGACAAAUAUCUAUUGCGGAUGAAAGUUCUUGAAGAAACUUUAAGAUCACCGAACACGGCCAUUCGCAGCACUCCGGAUGGCAGAAGUUCAAGCAAUGGUUCUUCACGUCGCCAAUCAUUGGGUGGAGCUGAAAACAUAUCUAAAUUGACUUCCAAUGGCUUUUUACCCAAGAGAUCUCCAUCCUUUCAGCUGAGAUCUUCUGGGAGCAGUACAGUGUUGAAGCAUGCAAAAAGUACAUCAAAGUCUUUUGAUGGUGGCUCACGAUCUUUGGACAGGGGUAAAAUCCUCUUAAAUGCAAUAGGACCUAAUUUCAAGCAAAGUCAGUCCUGUGAUGGAACUAAGGACACCGAGACACAAACUAACACUUGGAAAGGAAAUCAAGAUGAAAAACCCAAUGAUCUGCAAGUAACAGAUACAGAGGAUACCGUGCCAGGGCUAUUAUAUGAUCUGUUACAGAAAGAGGUGGUUGCCUUGAGGAAAGCUGGUCAUGAAAAGGAUCAGAGCCUGAAAGACAAGGACGACGCAAUUGAGAUGCUAGCAAAGAAGGUAGAAACUUUAACUAAGGCUAUGGAAGUUGAGGCUAAAAAAAUGAGAAGGGAAGUAGCCGCUAUGGAGAAGGAGGUGGCUGCCAUGCGUGUGGAGAAAGAACAUGAAAGUAAGGCUAAACGUCUUGGCAAUUCUAAAAGUUCAGUAAACAAUUCUCAGGGGCUCCCUGGAAGGACUUUAUCAAGAAGUGGAUCAGCGCGUAACACGCAAUAA
Fraxinus pennsylvanica is the source of this 1890-nucleotide messenger RNA. The record is from the annotation of a GenBank genome assembly. NCBI's taxonomy places the organism in Eukaryota, Viridiplantae, Streptophyta, Magnoliopsida, Lamiales, Oleaceae.